Molecule: messenger RNA, 903 nt
Organism: Leptinotarsa decemlineata (Colorado potato beetle)
Lineage: Eukaryota; Metazoa; Arthropoda; Insecta; Coleoptera; Chrysomelidae
Gene: Gbeta76C
Product: guanine nucleotide-binding protein subunit beta-2
Biological process (GO): signal transduction
Molecular function (GO): protein binding
Source: RefSeq, a predicted model, not a curated record
AUGAACAACAUACCUACAUAUUUAUACCUACCAAUCACCACUUCAAUAAAGUCUUUUAUUCCAGCUUGUGGUGGAAUGGACAAUAUGUGUACCAUCUAUGAUCUAAACAACAGGGAUGCCAAUGGUGUAGCAAAAUUGGUGAGAGAGUUGGCUGGUUAUGAUGGAUUUCUCAGUUCAUGUCGGUUUUUGGAUGAUAAAUCCAUAAUCACAGGUUCUGGAGAUAUGAAAAUAUGUAAAUGGGACUUGGAGAGUGGAAGAAAAACCUCAGAUUUCAUAGCUCACAAUGGAGACGUGGUCUCCAUCAGUUUGUCACCAGAUGGAAAUGCAUUUGUUACUGGAAGUGUGGAUAAAACUUGUAGGUUAUGGGAUAUGCGAGAGGAAAAACCUAAGCAAACUUUCUUCGGACAUGAAGCAGAUGUCAACUCAGUUUGUUUCCAUCCUAGCGGUUACUGUUUCGCAACCGGUUCUGAAGAUAAAUCGGCGAGGUUAUUCGACAUUAGAAGUGACCAGCAGAUAGCAGUGUAUAAACCUCCAUCCCCCAAUAGUGGUUUCACAUCUUGUGGGUUGUCCCUGAGUGGAAGAAUACUUUUAUGCGGAUCAGAUGAUAACAAUGUCCACAUGUGGGAUACUUUGAAAAAUCAACACAACGGUACCCUUUCUGGUCACGAAAACCGUGUGACUUCCCUAUCAGUAGCUAACAAUGGGUUGGCAAUAGCAACCUGCAGCUGGGACCAAUCAGUUCGAGUAUGGGGAUAGCUGAAAACAAGUAAUUGAGGACUCUUAGAAUUACGUCACAGAUGACACUUGUUGCAUACCUAAAUCUGGGUAUCUAUUCCGAAUAUUUCAUGUUGUAACUAUGUCAAAGACAGUGUAAAAUCAAUAGAUAUUGAAUUAUUGUAAGAA